Molecule: messenger RNA, 1092 nt
Organism: Daldinia childiae
Lineage: Eukaryota; Fungi; Ascomycota; Sordariomycetes; Xylariales; Hypoxylaceae
Product: Vacuolar morphogenesis protein 7 like protein
Exons: 1
Coding region: 1-1092 (363 amino acids)
Biological process (GO): intracellular protein transport; vesicle fusion; Golgi to vacuole transport
Cellular component (GO): endomembrane system; SNARE complex
Molecular function (GO): phosphatidylinositol binding; SNAP receptor activity; SNARE binding
Source: RefSeq, a predicted model, not a curated record
AUGGCACCACCCGCCGAGAUCACUAUCCCGACAACGUCGCUUCAAACCCCGGCCGAUAAUUCGAAGCCCUACACGCUCUACAAUAUCACAUUGCGCCUCCCUUUACGAACGUUUGUUGUACAGAAGCGUUAUUCCGACUUCACCACAUUACAUCAAACCCUUACCACCUUAGUUGGCGCACCACCGCCCGCCCCUUUACCAGGGAAAUCGUGGUUUAAAUCUACAGUCACCUCUCCCGAACUCACCGAAGACCGCCGUCGUGGCCUCGAAGCUUACCUCCGCGCUAUUGCUGAGUCCCCCGACCGAAGAUGGCGUGACACUCCAGCGUGGCGCACAUUCCUAAACCUCCCGAGUAUGAGCAGCACCGGUAAUAGCGCAGCCAGCGUGAGAGCUGGUUAUGGCAUUCCCAGCCGAGAUGCUGCGAACGCUGCCGCCGCACAGGACCCGGGGACCUGGCUCGAUCUACAUGGAGAAAUGAAGAGAGAUUUUCAAGAGGCGCGGCGGUGUCUAGCAAGAAGGGACAGUGCUAUGGAUAAUUCCGCUGCGCUCGAAGCCGGAUCAGCUGCCAAGAAAGCGCUGGUCAAGGCCGGCAGCCUACUUGCCGUUCUCGGAGAUGGUCUUAGGGUGAUGCAGGACGCGAAAAGGUUGGGCGAUGGCGAGAUUAGACGGCGGAAAGAUUUGCUCGCUGCUGCACGGGUCGAAAGGGAGGACCUGGAGAAGCUGAGCACGGCGGUAUCCGCGGCCGCGAAGGCAUCUCAAAGGGCUAUGCCCUCCGCAGCUGACAAAGCCGCGUUGGUCGGAAAUGGGCCCAAAGGACGUGGCAGGGUUCUCGGCGCCCCGCUGCCCGAGAGCGAGCGUACCCGGGAAUUAGAUAAUGGUGGAGUCGUACAAUUGCAAAGGCAAAUGAUGAAGGAGCAAGACGAAGACGUAGAAGCAUUAGGUAAGAUCAUCCGGAAGCAGCGCGAGAUGGCGGUAGCGAUCAAUCGUGAAGUCGAGGAGCAGACCGAGAUGCUAGAUCACGUCAAUAACCAAACGGAUGUCCUGAGUGGCAAGGUCAACGUCGCUAAGAACCGUACUAAGAAAAUUUCAUGA